UCCUUUCGUUUCGGUCGUUCGCAGUCCUUGCUCCCAGACAGCAAUAUAAUAAAAUUUGUGUAUUGUUGUUGUGUUUGCUUCAGUGUUGUCUCCGUGUUCUUCAAUACACAAUAAAAAUGAAUUCAGUAUUGUGUUUAGUGAUCAAAUAAUAAUGCGAGUGGCUGGCGUAGUCGCCGACAUUAGUUCAGUGCUGUGAAUACUUGUGCCCGGUGUUGAUCUAAAAUGACCGAGAAAAAUAAAUCUGAGAAGAUGACUAAUGCAUCGAAACCUGUUCCCAUGAAGCUUUUUGCUGCCUGGGAAGUAGACAGGACGCCUUCGAACUGCAUACCCAGGUUAUGCACGCUGCGAGUGACGCGGCUGCGUGUUUGUGGUGCGCUGGGCGAGGCGGGUGGCGGGGCGGCAGGCGGAGCGGGCGCGGGAGCGGUUAUAUUAGCCGCGCGGAUGCAUAGCAGUAAGCGGACACUGCGCUCCAACGACAUCGCCGUACCGCCGCUGGAUGUGGAACUCGACCUUUGCUUUUCUCUACAGUACCCGCAUUUUGUUAAACGAGAUGGAAACAGACUGCAAAUAAUGCUUCAGAGACGUAAGAAGUAUAAGAACCGCACUAUCCUAGGAUACAAAACACUCGCCGAAGGAGUUAUCCGGAUGGACCAGAUACUCCAAAGAUCCAUGGAUAUGGAGUUGGAGCUGACGGGUGUGGGCGCGAAGGUCGGCGCCACAGCUGGACAGCCGGUCGCAAAGCUGGUCAUCACCGGUCUAGCGUCCACUCCAGUCGACCAUGACACCAAAAACAACAACACGUUGCUCAUUACUGAACGAGGCUAUUCAGAUGAAGAAGAGGAAGGCGAAUUCAGUUCCGUCGAAGAAGCUGAUGAAAUGACGUACGGAGCGCAGGCGCGGCGGCGGGCGCACCGGCAGCUUGCGUUCAACAAAGAAGAUCUCUCAUAUACUAAGCUGUCCCGCUCUCGCGACUUGAGCUUCAUGGAGCGUGAGAGAAAGAGACAGAGCUAUAUGCAUUCGAAGGCGAACGACAGGGACAGCGACAGUGAGCUGGAAAACGCGGCCGCUAAGCGCAAGGGCAGCCGCGGAAAGCUCGCGCAACGCAAUCUGAAGCAAAAGUUCGCGGCGCUGCUGAGGCGGUUCCGAGUGCCGGAAGAGUUGUCAGAACGCGGCGCGGCACGGGACACGCACCAUGCGCAGAGAGAUAUCGAUGAAUUGUUUCAGGAGCUGGAUUCACUUUCAUGCGGCGAAGGCGAGGACUCCGGUCCUGACCAAAUGGAUACAAUCAGCAUCGGCUCCACCCCCAAACCUUCACUCAGGCCGUUCUUCAGUAGUUCCAGGAGUCUGGCCAACCAGGAGCAUCACAGGCAUUCCAAUGUGGCCCGGCACUCAAGCCUCGCGUCCGCUGGCGAGCUGGCCGCUGUCCGCGAGCGACACAUCGCCACCGUCCCGCUCACAGAAUCAGAGGCGAUCCGUAGUUCGGCGGGUGACGAGCGCGGCAGUGAAGGCAACAGUGAUGGUGAUGCGACAGCGGACGCGCCAGUGUCUGGUGCCUCGGUGUCCAGCUCACCACCGAAUGACACUAAAGUCACCACGGAGGAUAAGAGGUCGCGGCUAUUCCGCAGCGCGACAAGCGGCGGUAAUCUAACGCCGGCGGGCGCGGCACGCAAGAAGAACUCACUCGUAACGAGCGGCGAGCGGCCGCUCUCUGCGCACGAACUGCCCGCGCAGAGUCCAACUACGUUAGAGCCGCGGCGUACAGCGCUGGAGCAGGCGUGGCGCGUGCUGGGCGAGGAGGGCCCGGCGCCCGAGUGCGUGGCCGUCGCGCCCGCCGGGCCCGCCGCCGCCGCCCUCGCCGCGCUCGGCGUGCCCGUGCUCGCCGUGCCCGCGCCGCACACGCCCGACGCGCGCCCGCUGCUGCAGGUGCUACUGCAGCGCAUCAACAAGCAGGGUUCAAGGCGCGCGGUGCGCGUGGUGGUGGCGGGCGGCGCGUGCGCGGCUGCGGCGGCGUUGCGCGCGCACGCGGAGCUGGCCGCGCGCCGUCCGCACGACGCCGCACUACUGCGCUACUACCUCCUGCCGCUCGCCCCGAACGCGGUGUCCCGGUACGUGUGCGCGCUGGACGGCGGGUACGCGUCGUUGUUCGGCGGCGACGCGUGGCUCGCACUGUGCGACCGCGCCGCCGACGCCGCGCUGCACGACCUCUCUGAACUCUCCUCCAGGAUCGCCAGGUACUUGAACAGUGUUGGACCGGUGAACAAUGUGCCGAUCGGGGAGGCAAUGGUUGCCUACAGGGACAAGUCAGGCGACGAGGACUCUAGCCAGACGUUCGUGCCAUUUAUAGCUGAGGUGCGCGUGGGGUGCAGCGAGGGCGGCGUGUCGUCGCUGGAGCUGGAGGAGGGCGGCUCGCCCCCCGCGCGGCCCUCCCCGCCCGCCACGCCCGCGCCCGCCGACCUGCUGCCGCCGCCCGGCCUCGCGCGCGCCGAGCCGCUCGAGCUGCAGCUCGACUACUGGCCGGUCCCCGGACGGGCGGCGGAGGCGGCGGACGGUGGUAAGGUGACGGUGAAGGCAUCGUUCCGCGCGCUGCACGUCACAAGGCAAAACGCACACCUCUGCAUCUCCUACCUCACUAAGGAGAAGAAACAGAAAAUAAUGCGGCUGGGCAAGAAGAAGGAGAAAACAGGCGAAACAGAAGUGGGCCGCACGCAGACCGUCGAGGGAGUGUCGCGGCUGAUCUGCUCCUCUAAGGGAUCCCACAACGUGCCGCUCAAAGUAUACAUCGACGGCACAGAAUGGAGCGGAGUCAAAUUCUUCCAAGUGUCAACGCAAUGGCAAACGCACGUGAAAACGUUCCCAGUAGCGACGACCGGCGUGCCACUAGCCCCGCCGGAAACCUAAACAUCUAGCCGACUUAGUAUUGUGGUAUCAUGCUUUGCUUGCGGCCGGUAGAUAUCGGCCCGUUGUGAUUCGCCCGUCGGAUUUCCGUAGCUUUGCUACACGAAACGAGGCUCUAACUGUACUGUAUUAACGUCUAAACUUCUUUGGCGUACAAUCGGGACACCUCGAUUUAUUUAUUUGCGGAUUGUACAUUUCAAUAUUUAUUACGCUAUCGAGCUGCCAUGAUUUUGUUAGCGCAUAGGACAGUACGGCGCUUUUGUUAUGUAUUUUGAAUAUAUUUAGAAUUAGGUUAUAUAUUCGUAGCCGAUAUGUCGGCGGUAGGUGUUUUAUAAAAGGCAGGUUUACAUUACAUCAGUUACUGACGUCAGUACUGGCGUUAAAACUAUGACAAUUUGAAGCAAUGUCAGUAUCGUUGCCACGAUUUGUUGGAACUCCGAACGUAUUGCAAAAUAUAGUAAAAGUUUUAGGCCAGCAUUGUA
Messenger RNA from Achroia grisella, 3377 nucleotides. It is a transcript of the gene KrT95D, whose product is annotated as phosphofurin acidic cluster sorting protein 2. The transcript has 19 exons. The record is from RefSeq and is a predicted model, not a curated record. The coding region runs from base 223 to 2898 and encodes 891 amino acids. Gene Ontology annotation, biological process: protein localization to plasma membrane. Lineage: Eukaryota; Metazoa; Arthropoda; Insecta; Lepidoptera; Pyralidae.